UUUAUAAAACAUGGAACUGCCCGGCGCAGGCAGAGCAUUUCCGGUGAAUUUAGCGUUUGUUGAUUGUUGAUAUAUAAUUUGGCUCUUUGCCUUUGGGCUCCCAAGAAAAGUCUCGUCUUGCUGAAGUACUCUGACGACAAUGGCAACGAGUAUUGAUGUGAGAGAUAUCCUGGAGCUGGACUCUGGUCAGGGAGCCAGUGAAUAUGUCACGAAAGAAUCUCUCAUGAAUGAUGGAAAGAAGAAAAAAGUGAAGAAACCUGAUGCAGCCACAAAGCGUCCGGAGGGAAUGCACCGCGAGCUGUGGGGACUGCUACACAAUGACUCUCGCUACCAAACAGAUGCCCCACCAAUCAUCCCAUCAGACUCUAAACAAGGCUACAAACAGAUGAAAGCUCGCAUUGGCAGCAGUAAAGUUAGGCCUUGGAAAUGGAUGCCUUUCACAAAUCCAGCCAGAAAAGAUGGAGCUGUGUUUUACCACUGGGGACGAGUUGCUGACGAGGGCAAAGACUACCCUUUUGCCAGGUUUAAUAAGACAGUGGAUGUGCCAGUCUUCUCAGAUCUGGAAUACCAGCAACAUUUGCAUGAUGAGAACUGGACCAGACAGGAAACAGACCAUAUGUUUGACCUGUGCAAGAGGUUUGAUGUGCGUUUUAUAAUUGUCCACGAUCGCUGGGACAGAGACAAGUACAGGGAUCACAGUGUUGAAGACCUCAAGGAGAGAUAUUACAAUGUUUGCAAUAUUCUUUCAAAGGUGAGAGCCCCUCAGGGCACUGAGCCUAAAGUGAAGGCAUUUGAUGCUGAGCAUGAGAGGAGGAGAAAACUGCAGCUCACCAAACUGUUUGACCGAACUCAGGAACAGGUGGAGGAAGAAGAUUUCUUGAUAGGGGAAUUGAAAAAGAUUGAACUGCACAAGAAGGAACGAGAGAAGAAACAGCAAGAUCUGCAGAAGCUCAUCACUGCAGCAGAUAGCAAUGCAGACAACAGGAAAGCAGAACGGAAAAACACAAAGAAAAAAAUCCAGGCACGAGAGCUGAAGCUGAAAGAUGGUGGGAUGACUCCAGAGCCAGGUGGAAUCAAAUUUGCAGAUUUCAAGGCAUCAGGAACAAGUUUACGCAGUCAAAGAAUGAAAUUGCCAGCAACAGUUGGGCAGAAGAAAUCAAAGGCAAUUGAGCAAGUAUUGGAGGAACUUGGACUUGAGUUCAAUCCCAUGCCGACAGAAGAGAUCGUGAGUGGCUUCAACUCCCUGCGGCAAGACAUUGUGUUACUGUAUGAGCUGAAGUUGGCAAUGUCCACGUGUGAAUACGAACUGCAGACCCUGAAGCACAGACAUGACCAGCUGGGGUCUAAUAAGAGUGGUGGGUCUGUGUCCAGCUCACUGUUGCCAGCGACCACCCCGAAAAGUAGCACCCUGGACAGCCCCACGGUGGAGGACAUCAUCGGAGACACAAGUCAGGACAGCACUGUCAGCUCGUCCACCAAAAGGAAGCUUCUCAUGGACACCAUUGAUGUCGUGGGAACUUCCACCAGUCCAAAUAAAAAGAGGAAGGCUGCAAUAGAACAAAGCAAUGUUCUCAAGAAAAUCAAACAGAAAAUGUAAAAUGUGUCUAUGUGUUCGGAUCCUUUUCCGAACAAAUGUAAAUAAAAAUGUAUAUAUAUGUUAAAA
Molecule: messenger RNA, 1663 nt
Organism: Aplysia californica (California sea hare)
Lineage: Eukaryota; Metazoa; Mollusca; Gastropoda; Aplysiida; Aplysiidae
Product: DNA methyltransferase 1-associated protein 1
Exons: 13
Coding region: 140-1597 (485 amino acids)
Biological process (GO): negative regulation of transcription by RNA polymerase II; DNA repair; chromatin remodeling
Cellular component (GO): NuA4 histone acetyltransferase complex; Swr1 complex; nucleus
Molecular function (GO): transcription corepressor activity
Source: RefSeq, a predicted model, not a curated record